AUGGAUUUAAGAGACAGUGAGCUCUGGAAAUUGAGGCAGAGCUGUGGAAAGGAGCAGGUGCUGGGAGCCCAGCUGAGUGAUCCACUCAGCAAAGAUGCUGUGUCCAGGGGCUAUCAGAGUAAGAUACCACAAGGAGAGAAAGGAAUGGGGAUCCUGCAGUGCCACAGUUCUGGUCCCACAACUGGCAACAUAGAGAAACGUACCAAGAAUGUUGGAAUUGUUGGUAAAUAUGGAAUAUGUUAUGGUGCAUCCUUCAGAAAAAUGGUAAAGAAAACUGAAAUUAGCCAGCAUGCCAAGUAUACUGGCUCCUUCUCUGGCAAGACCAAAAUGAAGAGAUGGGCUGUGGGUAUCUGGCAUUGUGGAUCCUGUAUAAAAACAGUAGCUGGUGGUGCAUGGACCUACAAUACCUCCUCUGCAGUCACAGUCAAAUCUGCCAUCAGAAGACUGAUGGAAUUGGAAGACCAGUAAAAUCUUCUUAUCAAAUAUCUG
This is a messenger RNA of Vombatus ursinus (common wombat), 489 nucleotides long. Its product is annotated as 60S ribosomal protein L37a-like. Gene Ontology annotation, molecular function: structural constituent of ribosome. Gene Ontology annotation, biological process: translation. NCBI's taxonomy places the organism in Eukaryota, Metazoa, Chordata, Mammalia, Diprotodontia, Vombatidae. Gene Ontology annotation, cellular component: ribosome. Bases 1 to 468 code for a protein of 155 amino acids. The transcript has 2 exons. The record is from RefSeq and is a predicted model, not a curated record.